AUGAGAAUCACGGAAACCGACGAAGCCGAGAAGUCGUCGGGCCGAGAGGAGGAGGAAAAGGACGAAAAGGAGUACGAAGACGACGAGAAGGACGACGCCAGAGAGGACGCAAAAGAGGACGAGAAGGAAGACGACGGCAUCGAAAAGGACUCGCCCCCAUCCCCACCCUCGGACGCGACAAAGCCGAAGCAAUGCCGCGACUGCGACACCCGCCACGCCUCCGACCCCCACACCUGCCCCCUCUACAACCCCCACCUCCGCAUCCUCGACACCGAACUCCCCGACCCCUCCGUCUUCCCCCGGGACAAGGACGGCCUCUGCUACGCGGAGGCCUCCCUCCCCAAGGCCCUCCGCCUCCAGAAGCUAGGCGAGGGCGAGGGCGUCCUCCACACCGUCUGCGUCCUCGCCGGGACGAAGCUGAGGAAGUUCACGCAGCUGGGUCCGCUGCUGGGUGAAAGGAUCCAGGAGGCAGACAUCCGAGAGGACUUCCUCAUGAAGCACCUCUGGGAGAGGCGUUUCGACACUUCUUCGUCCGUGAGAGCCUUUUCCACACCCACCCACAUCCCCCCUUAUCCACUCCCACGUCCGACUCCUCCCCAGGUGUUCGCAGAGACGGGAAAAUUCUACGUGAGCACGGGAGACCCGAACAAGAGCAACUGGGUCCGUUACGUCCGCCCCGCCAUGACCCGCUCCGGGAAGAACCUCCUCGGCGUCGUCAGGGACCAGGAACUCUUCUUCCUCACGACGAAGGACAUCGGGGAGGGGGAGGAACUCCGCUAUUGGAUCGAGGAUCCCAACUCCACGCCGCUCAAGAAGAAGAAGCUCGACAAGGCCUGUAAGCUGCGCGGUUCCGCGUGCGGGGGCUGCGGGAUGACGUUCACGUACCCGCUGUACUACCGGCUGCACAUCUCCGUGUUCCACGAUCCGGAGCAGCCGCUCAACAUCCGGAAGUACUACUGCAAGGUCUGCGGGGUCGCCGUGCUCGGCAAGGACAACAUCAUGAAGCACGCCGCCGAGAUGCAUCACGGCAGGGGGGCCUACCAGUGCCAGUUCUGCAAGAAGUUUUUCUUGAGGUUGAGCUACUUGGACAUCCACCGGAACUACGGGUGCAAGGAGAAUCCUCAGAGGACUCGACCGCUCUGCGACUUUUGCGGCCGGAAAUUCUGCCAGCCCCAGAAGCUCAAGGUCCACAUCAAACGAAUGCACAGCGACAUGACGGAGGUUCUGCGAGAAUUCCAGUGCAAGCACUGCCUGAAGCUCCUCGGCUCCCGCGCCGCCCUCCAGCGGCACAUGAAGGAGGUCCACCAGCGGAGCCUGAGCAUCGGGGUCUCCUGCGAGCAGUGCGGGAAGACCUUCCAGAACAAGUCCAACCUGAAGAUCCACAUGCUGACGCACUCGGGGAUCAAGCCGUUCAAAUGCGAGGCGCCAAGCUGCGAAUCCGGCUUCACGACGAAGCAAUGCCUCCAGUUCCACUACCGCAAGAGCCACGGCUACACAGAAGAGAACAUGCCGCCCAUCAACCGACUCAUUCCCUACACGUUCGACGCCUACUCGGGCGGGAAGAUCGUGGAUCCGGCGAGGGGGAAGCUCCCGGACCAGGCCGCGGAAGACUCGACGUCCAAGCCCUCGUCCACCAUCGACGACUACAUCGCCGAGUACUCCGAAGGGGCGAAGCUGCUCACCAAGGCAAGCCGGAAGUGGGUGGGGGAGCAGGAAGACCCGGAAGACGAGGACGGAGACGACGAAGAGGACGAAGAAGAAGAAGAAGAAGACGAAACGCAGAACGCCGCGAGCGACGUCUACGCCUUCAACGACGAAGGCGCGAGAAAAGACUGGCAACCGGAAGACGAAAAGAAGCAGACGGAAUCGGAGAACGAACCAUCCAGCCCCUGCCACCCGAGUUCCACCGCCCCCGGCAUGGAAUCCAGCAGUCCCCGAGCCAGAGCGCCCAGCCCGAUCGAGAACCAGAUCCCCAAUCAGCGUAACGAAGCGGUGACCUCCACCACUCAAUUGAGCGACGAAAACUGCACACCCGAGAGCAAUCCCUCCCCCCAGAUGACCUCCUCUCAGGCAGAGGCUCAGAACCUGAGCGUGACCUCCACCCAGCCGUCUCUGGCCAACGACAACGAUCAAGAACGGGUCGAGGAACUGCAGCGAGCCCAGUCUCAGGACCCCGUGAAUUCCGCUCCCCUCACCCCUCUCAACGGCUUGGACAUGUCCUACAAGGUCGCCGAGUACCACCAAGACCACGAACAAGCCCAGCACCAGCAGUACCAACACCGCGAGCAGACCUACCACGAAACCCGUGCCGUCGAAAUGCACCACCAAAUCGAGAGAAAAGAGAUGUCCCUCCAGUCGACUGACCCCCAGACGAGCCUCGCGUUCUCGAUGGACCCGAGAAACUUCGGCGGAUCGGACGGAACCAGAGGAAACACCGCGGCGACCAUGUCGUAUCCGUCGUACGAAGAAAUGCCGGCACGUCCGUUGAGCGUCCAGCCGACGGGGUCGAUGACCCCCACGUUUCAGGGAAUGCACGCCACAUCGACGGGGUAUCAUCACACGUUUCCCAGGUCGGAUCUACCUCUUCAUCGCUACUCCGAGAUGGCUCGAAACGGCGCCGCCUCGACCUACGACUUGGACUCUCGACCGGCGAGUCACAGCAUGGAUCUCUCCACGAAUCGCGAAUUACCUCGACCGCAUUCCAACUUCAGUUACGCCCACCACGCCGACAUGCUCCGACACCCCUCCGCUUAUCGUUUGGACUCCUUCGGUCACUCCCCUCACCGCAGCAUGGACCUAUCCCUGUCUCGCGAUCAAGGUCAAUACCUACACGACACGGGACGAAGCAACCCCAUGUUCGGCUACCACACCUCGGAAGCAGCGGCUGCCUCGCGGGUCAUGUCCCCGUACACGCGCGGCAGCCACGUGGGCGAGAUGAUGUCUGCGCAUGCGCUCACCUCCCACCUGGAUCACGUGACCCGGAUGACCAAUCAGAUGGCGGCGCCUCCGCCGUCCCCAUACCAGUCGUAUCCCGUUCCCCCUGCCUCCCCCUACCACAGAGCUGCUCCUCCCGCGGGGAAUCCUCCUCCCGCUUCUUCCACCGCCUAUCAUCAUUAUUCGGGGUAUUAUUGAACUCGUUUUCGGUGUGGCUCGUUCCAAAAAAAAAUUCGCUUCUCGCUCGACGCCUGCAAUCGUUUUCCAAGUGUGGAUCGACGUACAAUCGACCUCGUAGUACAACAGACGUUUGGUUCAUUUUAUACUUCCAACUUUUUCUUCGUGUAUUAUGACUCGUUUCUUACGUGCCAAAUUCUGGGAUGUUGAACCUGAAUAAAGUCG
Molecule: messenger RNA, 3336 nt
Organism: Darwinula stevensoni
Lineage: Eukaryota; Metazoa; Arthropoda; Ostracoda; Podocopida; Darwinulidae
Source: the annotation of a GenBank genome assembly